GGGCCAGGAAUAUCCUCUGACUCCUGACUGCAGGCAAAACUUAUGAAACCUCGAAAUACUAUUCACUCUGCCUCAAUUGCCUUAUUUAUAAAUUGGGAUAAUAUAAUACCUAUCUUUUGGGAAAAAAAGAAAAGAUUUUUUCAAAUAGUGCAUCGCACCUCUGUUGGUGAUAAAGCAAAGAAGACAGAGUGAAGCAUCAUUGGUCCCUGGCUUUUGGAGUAACUUAGGGAAGUGGGAAGAGUGCAUCCUGGCAUACACACACUUCAUCCUGCCUGUCAGCUGACUUGUAUCUUGUUGCUGCUGAGGUAGGCCCCAUCUGUUCAAGCCCAUGUUGAGCCAGGUGGUAAGAGCAGUACUGAUUGUUUUAUGCUUAGGCUGCCCAUAUGCCUCCAUGCAAACUGUAGUUCAAGAGCUGUAGAACUAUUUGCAUUUGCAAUCUAUCAGAUGCCUUUGAACAAAACUAGUGCCAAUAAGGCUAUUUGAAAAAUGCUUAAUAUUUGCCAAAAGAGUGUAGAACGUGUGGCCACCAACCAGAUUAUUAAGAAAUCUUGCAUUUUCAGAAAAGCUCCAUUUUCCAGGGAGAGGUGCAAGUGAAGAAACCCUGUAAAACACUGGAGAUGACCCUGAUCACCCUUCGUUCUUGGAAAACUCCAUUCAGCUGCAAAAAUAGAGGCUAAAACCCAAAGCCACUGACAUUUGAUUUGAGGCUAGAGUAUUCUUAAGUCACCCUAGCUCAGGGGUUGUAACCCUGGUGGAUUUGUUUCUAUCUGGGCAAUAUCUAGUGUGGGCUGUCCGUACUGCACGAGCAUUUCUUGGGGGAACGAGAUAAUGCUUUAAAAUGAGCAGCGUAUUUGAAGCAUGAAGUGAGCCUGGGGGCACGUCCCAGCAUCUUUAGAGUAGAACAGGGUGUACACCGGGCCAUGGUUUUCAGUUGGGUGAAGGCAGGGGAAGGAUUGAUGUUUCUGGAUGGGUCUCAGGGCUGUUUUCACACUUGAAGGGAACUCUGUUGGCCCUGCCUUUCACAGGGUGUGUGUUUGUUGGUGGAGGAGACCCGCCCCACCAAGGUCUUUCCUCUGCGCUGGCCAGCCCUGCUGUCCCUAAUGUGAUGACCUUGGGGGCCUCCAAGCUUGGGAGCUUUCAGAGUCGCCUGGGAGCGGGGCCUGAUAGCGGCGCCUUCCUCACGCGCUCCAUCUUCAGCCUGUCCUUCCCUCCAGCUUCCUUUCUGACGUUAGUAGAAGGUUGGGACUUGGGGCGAGAGAGCAGCCCUGGACUUCAAGGACCGAUGAACUUGGAGGCCCCACCCCUCGGUUCAGAGCUAGCCCAACUCGGAGAACUCAAGAGUCAGCCUCUAGAGUAAAGCUCUUUGAGUUAAUAUAUGUUUAAAAAAAAAGGGCAAACCCAUCCUAAAUGUCAGUCCAAUAUCCACGGGGGCGUGAGACAGCAGGUAAUUAGAAGCAAUUAGCUGUCCCCCUGCCGGGAAGCCGGGCAAUUACCUUUUCUCUCUUCCUCUUCUGUCCGUCCUUCUCUGUGGAAGCGGUAGAAAGGCUUUGCUCCCCGAGCAGCAGUGUACGCUGAGCUGGCGCGGGAAUGAGGAACGGACUGAGCAGGCAUCAGCUCUGCUCCUCCCGCCGCCGCGGUGGCCGCCGGCAGAGCAGUGCAUUGUGGAGGCUGAGCGCGCCGCUGCGGCGGGACCUGCGGCCCCGGGAUCGCGCGCCGUGGAGCUGUCCGACGUGCUGACCGUCCCGACCCGCGGCCGGCGCGUACCCCGCGCGCCCACCUGCACCGGACCCCAAGACCUGGUCUGCCGCUCACCCUCCGUCUGUCCGUCCGUCUGCCUGUCUCUCCUUACCUUGGGGCGCAGCGGCUGGAGGAAAUCAUGGUGUUCGCUCCAGGUGAGAAACCUGGAAGUGAGCCUGAAGAGGCGAAGCUGCAGAUCGCCAGCAAACAGAUCGUGCAGAAUGCCAUCCUGCGGGCUGUGCAGCAGGUCUCCCGGGAGAUUCGGCAGGGGGAAGCCGGGGCUGGCGACACCCCCCGGGGCAGCUUCCGGCCGGGCGCGGGGGAAUUAACCAAGAAGCAUGAAAAGAAGUAACACGGUGGAUGGGGCUCUUGUCACACGCUUGGUUUCCAGCCUUUUUUUUAGCAUAGGAUGCGUUGCCAAAAAUGUUGCCAGUAAAGCAGACCAAAGUGUCAGCGACACCUAGCAGUAGGAUGAAUUCACACUAGGCCUUGGCCGAGAAGCACUGUUCUGCAAAAGUGCAUUAGAUGAUUCUGUUUAUAUUAAUGCAGUGCCUCUGAAACGUAGUCGGGCCAAACAUGACACUGUCAUGGCAAAAGUAGUUCUGCAGCACAAUUCAUUUCUAAAGUUCGUUUUUUUUUUUUUUUUUAAUGAUUCCCUAUGUUUAUUUACUUUGGCCUUGUAUGCAUUCUGUCUGUGACCUUAACCAGCAGUUCUUUCUGCUGAAACACCGAGAGCUGUACUGUGAUCUUUAUAAUAUUUAAACAAGAUGUGCUGGAAAGGUAAAGGAGUGGUGUUACAGUCCUCCUCAGAUAUGGAAUGGAAGGCUUUACUAAAGUGGGUUCAGGUCCAAGAUCAUAUUAAGCAAAGGCAAAUUCUAAGUCCCUCAGGAUCUUACCAAAGCAUGUAUUUAUAAUUGUUUUUUUAAAAAGGAGGAACCCAGCUUUUCCAGAACUCAGUCUCAGUUCUGUCAGUUGUUUGAUAGUUAAUGUUUCCUCUCUGUGCAGAAAUCCUUGGGAAAUAUUAUGGAUUUCUUUUUCCAUUUCAAGAUGAAAAUAAGACAGGUGAAUCUAAAUGCAUGAGUCGCUGAUGUCGGCAGCCCCUUGAAGAGAAACUGGAGUUGUAGAUUCCAUCUUGGAGAUAUCCUAGGGUCAGCUUAUGGGGUGCAGCGUCCUUGGAAGGAGCUCUGGGGACUUAUAAAUGCUGUGUUGCCAUCAGACUAGGUAGGCACUUGCACUAGUACCUUGCUAAUAGGAACUUUUCUUUUCCCAUCCACAAAUUAGAUUUUUUUUUUGAGAUUAUGAAAAUCAUACAUAUCAGGAAUGAAUGACACAUAAAAUGGGAAAAUCAUUUCCUCAA
Messenger RNA from Delphinapterus leucas (beluga whale), 3094 nucleotides. Lineage: Eukaryota; Metazoa; Chordata; Mammalia; Artiodactyla; Monodontidae. The record is from RefSeq and is a predicted model, not a curated record.